UGGGGCUGGAGUAGAUGACACCACCGGUGGUCCCUUCCAGCCUUACCAUCCUGUGAUUCUGUGAUUUAAAAGUAUGACUGGAGCAAUUAUUAAAGCAAUACUAAAACAGAGUUAGCCAUGGCAUGGCCGAUGCCUUAAUUAAAGUUUAACAGCAAACCUUUAUGAGCAAAAGGUAAAGCAGCAACCAAGAAGCACGCUUUAACAAAGACGGCAGAAAUUACUGUUUCUAUUAAAUUCGCGUGUGUUGCUGAGGCUGCAAACGGUGAAUACCGUGCUGGGGACCGCUGGGAAAGAAACGCCCGACCAGAGAGAGAAGCCUUAAACAAAGAGGUCCGGGAGAUGAUCCGGUAACUUCACUACAAGGACCACGGUGGGUUCCCGCUUGGCAGCGAAGCUGGGAUGGAAAUUCUAUGAUGCAGACAAUUAUCAUCCUCUAGAGAAUAAAAAGAAAAUGGCAGGAGGAAUACCACUAAAUGAUGAGGACAGGAUUCCUUGGCUUUGUACAUUGCACAAUAUACUAAGGAGAGAAGACUCAUCCAGACAAGAUGCAAUUCUGGCCUGUUCUGCUCUGAAGAAGAUGUAUAGGCAUAUAUUAAUUAAUGGAGCACCUGCAAUUGAGACAGAGCAACCAGAAGAAAAACCAUCACUAAAGAUCCUAUUUGUUCAUUUGGAUGGGCCUAUAGACAUCAUUGCUGGCCGCCUGGAGAAGCGGAGGGGUCAUUUUAUGCCACCUCAACUUCUCAAGUCUCAGUUUGAUACUCUGGAGCCUCCUAGUGCACCCGAGAACUUCAUUACUGUCAGUCUAGAAAAACCUCUCCCUGAAAUAGUGCUAGAGAUUGAGAGCACCAUUUUUCAGGGUGAGGCAUUGGUGGAGUCAUUUUCUGAAUGACACAUAUAGAAAUUCUCUUGAGGAUAUCAAGGUUAUGAAAGAGGAUUUUAAUUAUUAAAUCGAUUAUUAAAUCAAACCAAUUUAUUAUUCAUUUACUUAAAUGGAUUGCAAUAUUAAGAGCUGGUUUACUACUCUUGGUUUUUUUUCAUCCUAGCUCUGUAAAAGACAUAAAAGGUAAAAUUUUCAAGAACUUUCAACUUUUUAAACCCUUCACUAUAUGAAGACAAAACUCUCAUUUUAGUAAGAACCCUAAAAUGGAAGUCAAGACUCCCAUUUUAGCAAGAGCCAGGAAAAUCCUGCCAAGGUCACAGAGAAUAAUUUAUUUUCUUUAAUUUUAAUGUUUACUCUGUCAGACAUGGAGAUGGGCACAUCUGCUAUUACGAGAUUAAGUAAUUUACAGCUUUGCCAGAAACAAUAUAUUUUUCUGGAAGAGGCAGGAGUAUGCAUGAUGUUCCUACACCACCACUGUCUCACUGCCAGAUUUUCAACAAGUUGCAGCCUCUGCAUUUGUGACCUUGCCGACCUCACCAGAGCACUGAUGACAUCAUGAGAACUUUCAUGAACUCUUACUGUAUGCACUGAACACCAAGCUAAAAUAUGUGAGAAAAAAAAGGCAGUGGUGGUGACAUAAUAUACAAAAUACAAUUGUAUAGACAGCUUUGGAAAUAAAGUAUAAGUGGCAUCAUGCUGGCUCUGAA
Molecule: messenger RNA, 1587 nt
Organism: Neopelma chrysocephalum (saffron-crested tyrant-manakin)
Lineage: Eukaryota; Metazoa; Chordata; Aves; Passeriformes; Pipridae
Gene: IDNK
Product: IDNK, gluconokinase
Exons: 5
Coding region: 452-889 (145 amino acids)
Cellular component (GO): cytoplasm
Molecular function (GO): gluconokinase activity
Source: RefSeq, a predicted model, not a curated record